UUUUAAACAGGAUUCCAUUUGUCCUCUUUGUUCCUGAGGGGACACGGAGGAAAACAAACCCGACUGUUUGUUUAGCUUUCACGUGUAGUUGUGGAAUGUGAUGGAGAAAGCCGGGUCCCGACCUUUUGUGUAGAAAGCCAAGCCUAAAAUGUUUGCCUGUCGCUAGAAGGAGAAUGAGUGGAUUGACUUUCAGGUCAACAAAGGCCCAUUGGACGGCGAACCUCAGCCGGCCGUGUUCUCAUGGACCUACUGGCUUAUUCGUGCCGCCAAGCCCUCCUUUGGAUCCUGAGAAGAUCAAAGAGUUACAGCGCUUCAUUACCCUUUCCAAGAAACUUCUGGUGAUGACUGGCGCAGGAAUCUCCACGGAGUCUGGGAUUCCAGACUACAGGUCGGAAAAGGUGGGUCUUUACGCCCGCACAGACCGGAGACCCAUCCAGCACAUCGAUUUCAUACGCAGCGCUCCAGUUCGUCAGCGGUACUGGGCCAGAAACUUUGUGGGCUGGCCUCAGUUCUCCUCUCACCAGCCCAACCCAGCACACUGGGCCUUGAGCAACUGGGAGAAACUGGGGAAGCUGCACUGGUUGGUGACUCAGAAUGUGGAUGCUCUGCACUCCAAGGCGGGGAACCAGCGGCUGACAGAGCUCCAUGGAUGCAUGCACAGAGUCCUGUGCCUGAACUGUGGGGAACAGACUCCCCGCAGGGUACUGCAGGAACGCUUCCAAGUCCUGAACCCCAGCUGGAGCGCUGAGGCGCAGGGCGUGGCCCCCGAUGGUGAUGUGUUCCUCACUGAGGAGCAGGUCCGGAGCUUUCAGGUCCUGUCCUGUGAUCGGUGCGGAGGUUCUCUGAAACCAGAUGUCGUUUUCUUUGGGGACACAGUGAACCCAGACAAGGUUGACUUUGUGCACAGGCGCGUGAAAGAGGCUGAUUCGCUACUGGUGGUCGGAUCGUCCUUGCAGGUAUACUCUGGUUACCGGUUCAUCCUCACCGCCCGGGAGAAGAAGCUUCCCAUUGCCAUUCUGAACAUUGGACCCACUAGGUCAGAUGACUUGGCUUGCCUGAAGCUGGAUUCCCGCUGCGGAGAGUUGCUGCCUUUAAUAGAUCCACAGUGACCGAGGUCUGGUGCUCAGAGUCUGGGAAUGGAGUUUCCGUUGAGUCCUGCUGCUAAAGAUCCCUAAGGAUUCUUCCCUUGCCUUCAAACUAAUGGAAGCUUACAGACUGUGUCCUAUAGAGGGCACAAAGCAAUGUCUGCAGGCCAGUCCACCAGUACACAUCCCUGUUUACAGACAGCUGUCAGAGUCCUCGUGCAGAUGAGAGCUGCCCUCCUAAGAAGGACUUUUUCAAGAAACAGCUGUUCUUGACAACACAGCUGUGCCGCCUUCCUUUUCAUCCCACCGGGAAGAAGGAACACCUGGGAAGUCCAUGAGCCAGUGUGGUCUGUGGAGGCUGCCAUUGAGACCUCACUAAUUCAGGGAAGAACCAGAAGGGCGUUUAUAAUUAACUUCUAAUUCCACAUGGUUGUGUCUGACUGAAGCACCUUGAUAUUUGAAUAGCAUGAGUAACAGCAUAAAUAAAAUUUUAUUAACCAAACAAUAAAUUAUUUUAAUAGCA
Molecule: messenger RNA, 1608 nt
Organism: Arvicola amphibius (Eurasian water vole)
Lineage: Eukaryota; Metazoa; Chordata; Mammalia; Rodentia; Cricetidae
Gene: Sirt4
Product: sirtuin 4
Exons: 5
Coding region: 174-1109 (311 amino acids)
Molecular function (GO): NAD+ binding; NAD-dependent protein lysine deacetylase activity
Source: RefSeq, a predicted model, not a curated record